This is a messenger RNA of Dendronephthya gigantea, 1383 nucleotides long. RefSeq lists its product as uncharacterized. The record is from RefSeq and is a predicted model, not a curated record. The transcript is spliced from 6 exons. The coding region runs from base 193 to 1383 and encodes 396 amino acids. NCBI's taxonomy places the organism in Eukaryota, Metazoa, Cnidaria, Anthozoa, Malacalcyonacea, Nephtheidae.
UUCGAUCUAAAAUGUAGCUUUCGUCUGAACAGAAUUUGAAAAGCAACCAUGAUCCAAACGAAACUACUAAAUAGACGGGUGCGUGGAUUACAAAACGAAUUCGACAGACGAUUCUGAUAACAAUGAUCUGAGGAUUUAAUAUAAAUCAACGAUACUACAGUCGUUGUUGUCGUGAACAAGUGAGAUUUUGAGAUGGCAGAGUUGUUUCAGCUCGUCUUUAUUUUGUGGUGUAGUAGGAUUUUUACAAACGCACAGUCUUCAAAGGUCACAAAAACAAUCGUCACUUCAAGUAUGAAUGUAAGCACUCCAACAUCAUUGCCGCCAAGUGAAGAUCUUAAGAAAUCGAAUAUUGGCUUGAUCAUUGCUGUCUCUUUUGGGGCCGCAGGCUUGAUAGUGCUAAUAAUUUUGACCUUUCUACUGUGUUAUAAGAGGCGCCGCCAGUUUUUAGAUGAGGCUCAAAACCCGCCUGAACUUGGACGUGACGCAGGACACUCUGAUAAUAUGGUGAAAAAAAUUAUCACCAUGGACGGAGGUGUCCUAGAGAUAGCUGAUAUUAAGCUUAGUAUCGGACCAGAAUGUUUGGCUAAUGAUACAGAAGUCACCGUGAUAAAAGACGAUCAAAAUUUUGCCUUUCAAUCGCUAAUAAACAUGAACCUAAUUGAAGAUACUCCAACAAUUGUUAAAUUCUUUCCAGACGGUCUAAAAUUCUUGAAUCCAGCGAAUCUGACGGUAAAAUUAAAGAAGAUCGUCCCCAACUCUAAACUGCACGUCCUACAUGGUUUUCGCGACCCUUAUUCUAAAAGGAUGGUUUGGGAACUAGUAAUUAACGAUAUAGAUGUAAACGAAAGCGAAGGAUUUGUGAACAUGAAAAUUGAAGGUUUCUCUCUUUAUAGCUUCAUAGUAGCUACAUGUGGUUUUGUAGGAAGACUUUUAAGUCACCUGAAUCAAUCUUUUGCCUGUUGUGCGUACGCUCUUUAUCGCAGACAGCCUCUAACGGGACUUAUUGAUAUUUCCGUUGUUUUUGUGAGCGAUUUUGUCGAAAAUACACAUGGAGAAAAUAUUAAACAGUUACAGGAUCAUUUAAAGGAAGACUAUGUGAAAGGAGGGAAAGGAAUGAUGAAGCGUAUCGAUACGAGUCGUUCUCUUGAAAUGUCUUUAAAUUUUCCACAUCACAAAAGUGACUCUUACGAAUUCAGAAUUAACCCUUCCGAGCUGGAUAAGUAUGGUUUCGUGGUUGACAAAUUUACAGGCACAGAAAUUGAGUAUCCAGCGGCUGGAAAUGUAGUAAUUUUGGAAGAAUAUGACAGCUCAUGGAGUGAACUGUGGAAGUUGAAAGUUCGAGAGGGGGGAAGGGGGAUUGCACAACAACCAUCAUGUGGGUAA